GAGUAAUCCAAACACCGUCUUAAAUUUUCUUACUAAAAUAGAAGUUAGAGAAGGGGAACGACAAAACGAUGCGUUUUGAAAUGUGGUAGUAAGUAGUUACAGACUAUUUCACCAGAGAGAAAAAGCGGGAAAGACAGAAAUGGAAUUGGCAAGACUUCCGAUCUCAGCAUCACAGAGAGGGAAGCUCAUCUCCGCAGGCUACACUUCUCUCUCUUCCCUCUCCUCUCUCUCUCCUUCAACCCUUGCUCAAGACCUAAAAAUUUCAGACAACGAAGCUCUUGAAAUUCUGAGAGUUGUGUCACAAGGUAGUAGACUGGAUAAGCCAGAUGGAAGUCAUGCUAUUGUUAAUGGUGCACAGACUGCCUGGGACAUGCUCCAUGAGGAGGAGUCGUUAAAAUGCAUUACCACAUCUUGUGUAGAUUUAGAUGAUAUCCUGGGUGGAGGAAUAAAGUGUAAAGAAGUUACUGAAAUUGGUGGAGUACCAGGCAUCGGUAAAACACAGCUGGGGAUUCAACUCGCAGUCAAUGUUCAAAUUCCAGUUAAUUAUGGUGGCUUAGGUGGAAAAGCAAUUUAUAUAGACACGGAAGGCAGCUUUAUGUUGGAGCGUUCUUUACAAAUUGCUGAAGCAUGUAUAGAGGACAUGUCAGGAAAUAGUGAUUUUCUUCAGAAGGAUUUUCAAUCUUGCCAAGUUAAAGCGCAGCCCAAGGAUUUCCUACAAAACAUAUUCUAUUUCCGCGUCUGCAGUUACACUGAGCAAAUUGCCAUGAUAAAUUACUUAGACAAGUUCAUCUCAGAGCAUAAAGAUGUUAAUGUUGUAAUCAUCGAUAGUGUUACUUUCCACUUCCGCCAAGAUUUUGAUGACUUAGCCCUCAGGACUCGACUACUUAGUGGAAUGGCCUUAAAAUUGAUGAAACUUGCAAAGAAGUUCAGUUUGGCGGUUGUUCUAUUGAAUCAGGUGACCACUAAGCAUACAGAAGGUUCAUUCCAGUUGACUCUUGCACUAGGUGAUAGUUGGUCACACUCCUGCACAAACAGGGUCAUUUUGUAUUGGAAUGGCGAUGAACGAUAUGCAUAUAUUGACAAGUCACCCUCUCUUCGGUCAGCAUCAGCGCCAUAUUCUGUGACUGGUAAAGGGAUAAGGACUGCUACUUCAAAAUGUAAAAGAAUCAAAAUAAUGUAAGUUUUGAUAGGAUGAGAAAUAUUCAGACAAGUUUCGUCUUAGUUUGGAGGAUAGGACAAACCAAAACGAUGUGUCUCUCUCACUUGCUACCUAUAUUGCUCAAGCCCUUGAAAAUUGAAACUACGCCGUUUUGAGAUAAAUGUUGAAACAUGAGUUUUACCCGGUUUCUUCCAA
Molecule: messenger RNA, 1354 nt
Organism: Vitis vinifera (wine grape)
Lineage: Eukaryota; Viridiplantae; Streptophyta; Magnoliopsida; Vitales; Vitaceae
Product: DNA repair protein RAD51 homolog 3
Exons: 9
Coding region: 140-1180 (346 amino acids)
Biological process (GO): meiotic DNA recombinase assembly; reciprocal meiotic recombination; DNA repair
Cellular component (GO): replication fork; Rad51C-XRCC3 complex; Rad51B-Rad51C-Rad51D-XRCC2 complex
Molecular function (GO): ATP binding; four-way junction DNA binding; crossover junction DNA endonuclease activity
Source: RefSeq, a predicted model, not a curated record